This is a messenger RNA of Opisthorchis viverrini, 498 nucleotides long. RefSeq lists its product as hypothetical. The transcript has 4 exons. Lineage: Eukaryota; Metazoa; Platyhelminthes; Trematoda; Opisthorchiida; Opisthorchiidae. The record is from RefSeq and is a predicted model, not a curated record. The coding region runs from base 1 to 498 and encodes 165 amino acids.
AUGGGCAGGCUAGGUGAACAGAUUGACAGCUACCUGACUAACCGCCGAGAAUUCAAGCGGUAUCGUCAACCCUUUGGCGAGCCCGGUGCCAGACGUUCUGUGGAAGCGGGCGCAAUAAAAUCACUGAAGGUCGAAGGAUGUGAUCGAGCGCCAUGUGUCGUGAAAAUGGACGGUAUAAUCAAUGCCACAAUGGACAUUCUAUCUCCGCGUGAUAUCGAGGAUCCGAAGUCACGUGUUUUCUUUUAUAUGGCGUCGGAACCGUCGGUCUCGAUCAAGGAGGAGCAGUGGGAUAUUAUGUGUGGUCAGAAUAAAAAAUGUUCAUUCAAAAAGCAAAAGAAAUAUGCUGUUUUCGUGGAAACACCACCAGUGCAAAGAGAUUUUUGCUUGGAAGCUUUUGGACGGGAAGAGUGUCGUCUUUUGUGUCCGUUGGGAUAUCAAAGUAGUCUGAAGGUGCAAAUCUGUAACUAUGUGUUGCGAGGAAAAGAAUCUUUGCGAUAA